AUGGCAGCCAGUAUAAGUUUUGUUAUAUCUGUUCUGGAUGCAGAGGGAUGCCAGAUACACACACCUGUAGUGGAUUGUUAUAUACUUAAUGUUUUUAAGUGCACCUAUUUAAUCGAAAGAACUGAGGCUAACCUAGUGAAAGUGACAAACUUAUACCUGGGCUCUGCUUUUGGAGAAGGUGAUUUCGUUAGCAUCGAUGAGCGUCCAGAUGAUCCAAUAUUAUCCUUAACUGUCAUAAAAACUACUGGAACAAACGCACCAUUCGUCUAUACAGCACGAUACGGAUCACUGGAAUUACCCUAUUGGGGUACCCUCCAAUCCCAUAUUGGUUAUAAUCUGAUAGCCAUCAAUGUACUGACAUACAAAAAUAAUCCAUACAAAUAUUCUACGAAUGCUGCAAACAUUACCUCCUCUGUUGUGAGAAUUGUAAUCACUGACAGAAGAGGAAAUGACGUCAGAUUGUAUGAUCUACAGGAUCAGUUAACCACUACAAUGGACCUCAGUCAGGUCUUAUCUAGAACCACUGAAUGGAUAGACAUGACACACAACGGGGAUGACUGGAAGCUAGUGGCACAUACAAAUUUAUCGGUAGAGGCAAUGGUUGUCGACAUAAAGCUGAAAAGUCGGUAUGACUGUACUCUGUAUGGACUGUUUGGCUGGACGGGAUAUCCCUCAAGUGCCACCUAUAAUAUUAAGGUGGUCACCCGAGGUGACAACAAGAUUAUCAGCCAGAGUCCCUGGAAUCUACCUUUAUUCUACAAAGACAGAGAACUUCAAAUUACAAUUUAUAACACCGAGUUUAUUGAUGGAGGGUUUAUACCACCUUUAUUGAUGACUGUGAAGUGUCAAGGUUCAUGUAUUACCACACCUCUGGACUAA
Saccostrea echinata is the source of this 879-nucleotide messenger RNA. RefSeq lists its product as uncharacterized. The transcript has 5 exons. NCBI's taxonomy places the organism in Eukaryota, Metazoa, Mollusca, Bivalvia, Ostreida, Ostreidae. The record is from RefSeq and is a predicted model, not a curated record. The coding region runs from base 1 to 879 and encodes 292 amino acids.